Molecule: messenger RNA, 936 nt
Organism: Lepus europaeus (European hare)
Lineage: Eukaryota; Metazoa; Chordata; Mammalia; Lagomorpha; Leporidae
Product: olfactory receptor 14I1
Exons: 1
Coding region: 1-936 (311 amino acids)
Biological process (GO): G protein-coupled receptor signaling pathway
Cellular component (GO): membrane
Molecular function (GO): olfactory receptor activity; G protein-coupled receptor activity; odorant binding
Source: RefSeq, a predicted model, not a curated record
AUGGACAAUCUCACGGAGGUGGCAGAAUUCCUGCUCAUGAGCUUUUCUGAAGUCUGGGCCCUGCAGAUUCUGCACGCGGGGCUGUUUCUGCUGCUUUAUCUGGCAGCGCUGGUGGGGAACCUACUCAUUGUGACGGUCAUCACGCUGGAUCACUAUCUGCACACGCCCAUGUACUUCUUCCUGAAGAACCUCUCCUUUCUGGAUUUGUGCUACAUCUCAGUCACCGUGCCCAAGUCUGUCCACAGCUCCCUGACGCACAGCAGCUCCAUCUCUUAUCUCGGCUGCAUGGCUCAAGUCUAUUUUUUCUUUGCCUUUGCCUCUGCUGAGCUGGCCUUUCUCACUGUCAUGUCCUAUGACCGUUAUCUUGCCAUAUGCCGCCCCCUCCAGUAUGGAGCUGUGAUGACGGCAGGGAAAUGCUGCCAGAUGGCAGUGACUGCCUGGCUCAGCUGCUUUUCCUAUGCAGCAGUGCACACUGGAAACAUGUUUCAGGAGCCUAUUUCCAGAUCCAACAGCAUCCACCAGUUCUUCUGUGACAUCCCCCACGUGCUGGCCCUGGUGUCCUGUGAGGUUUUCUUCGCAGAGUUUGUUGCGCUAGCUCUCAGCUCGUGCUUGGUGAUGGGCUGCUUUGUUCUCAUGAUCACCUCUUACUUCCAGAUCUUCUCCACGGUGCUCAGAAUCCCUUCAGGAGAGGGUCGAGCAAAAGCCUUCUCCACUUGCUCCCCACAGCUGGCUGUCACCGUGCUCUUCCUCAGCACCGGGCUCUUUGCUGCCUUAGGGCCAGUUGCCAAAUCGUCACCCUUUCAAGACCUGGGAAUUGCUCUGGCAUACACAGUUCUGCCUCCUGUCCUGAAUCCCAUCAUAUACAGUCUCAGAAAUAAGGAGAUAAAAACAGCAAUGUGGCGGCAAUUUCGGAAGAUACAACCUCUGCCAAAGUAG